Messenger RNA from Sphenostylis stenocarpa, 1200 nucleotides. Lineage: Eukaryota; Viridiplantae; Streptophyta; Magnoliopsida; Fabales; Fabaceae. The record is from the annotation of a GenBank genome assembly.
AUGGGAAGACACUCUUGCUGCUACAAACAGAAGUUACGGAAAGGCCUUUGGUCUCCAGAGGAAGACGAGAAGCUUCAGAAUUACAUCACCAAACAUGGUCAUGGAUGUUGGAGCUCAGUCCCCAAACUUGCUGGUCUGCAGAGGUGUGGGAAGAGUUGUAGGUUGAGGUGGAUAAAUUACCUGAGGCCCGAUUUGAAGAGAGGAGCAUUCUCACAGCAGGAAGAGAACAUGAUCAUUGAACUCCAUGCAGUCCUUGGAAACAGGUGGUCUCAGAUUGCAGCACAGUUACCGGGAAGAACUGACAAUGAGAUUAAAAACCUAUGGAACUCAUGCCUCAAGAAGAAGCUGAGGCAAAGAGGCAUUGACCCAAACACCCACAAACCACUCUCUGAGGUUGAGAACGACAAGGACAUGCCACCCUCAACCGACAAAGGCAAUCAGAAAGCGUCAGUGGCAUCCAAUGAAUUAAGUUUGGUUGAUCAGCCAGCAAAAGCCAUGCCUUCAGAGAGAGACCCUCUUGAAGUUUCCACUAGUUCAAACCAGGAACUAUUCCUUGAUAGGUUUGGUGCUACCUGCCAUGACAACAGAUGCAGACCCUCUGAUAUGGUGGGAUCAUACUUCUCCUUCCAGCACUUGAAUUAUGGAACAACAAACAUGGGCCUCUCUGCAAACCCCAACAGCUCUCUUUGUUUCAUUCCACCCUCCACUUCUUCAGACCUUAACAAUUCCCCCAUAUCCUCCUCUAUGCUCCAUUCAAUUUUCCCAACACAUGUGAAGCUCCAAUCUAAUAACAACCCUUCCAUAUCCUCUGAUGCGGUUCAAAACUGGGAAUGCAACAACACAGUCAAAAGCAAUGCGAGUAUGCAGUUACAAAGCAGCACAAACUUCCUUGACAACACGUGGGGGGUCGCAGAGUCUAUGAAGGUUAACAUUAACAAAGAUGCUCAAGUGCCCCUUCAAGCAGAACAAGAGGAUCUAAAAUGGUCCGAGUAUCUGAACACCCCGUUUAUUCUGGGCAACACACCGCAGAAUCAAAUCCAAACCUCCCAAACUAUCUACAGUGAGGUUAAGCCUGAAACAGGAUUCAUAACAGAUAAGUCAUGUACUAGUUGGUACCAUCAGCCACCAGCUUUUCAACUUUCCGAUAUUUAUAGCAAGGAUAUGCAGAGAUUUUCAGUGACUUUUGGACAAACCCUUUAA